AUGGACUAUUUCACAGCCAAUGACAAGAUGAGUAUUACCAGCUUUGGCAAAAUUGUUCAGGAAGGAUUGGAAAUUAGAAUGACACCUUCAAGGAGCAUGGAUAGAUACCACAGGGUAGAGAAGCCUCGGAAUGGCACACCAAUCAGCCAGAAUGAGAUCAGGAUCACUACUCAGGGGAGGAUGAGGAACUACAUCAGCUAUGGGAUGUCACUGCUUGAGGAAAAUGGACAUGAUGAGAUUAGUAUCAAGGCCAUGGGACGGGCCAUAAAUAAGACAGUUAUGGUUGUUGAAUUGAUCAAGAGAAGGGUUGGAGGUCUUCAUCAGAACAAUGCUACUGAAUCUGUUGAUAUCACAGACACAUGGGAACCUUUGGAAGAAGGCCUUCUCCCACUAGAGACAACUCGCCAUGUGUCGAUGAUCACUGUGACAUUGUCAAAGAAGCCUCUGGAUACAUCAUCUCCAGGAUACCAACCACCUAUCCCAGCUGAAGAGGUGAAACCUGCUUUUGACUAUGAUCAUGAAGAAUCGUAUCCCACUGGUCGUGAAAGAGGACGUGGUGGUGGGAGAAGAGGCAGGGGAAGAGGUAUGAGCAAUGGCCCCCCACCACCUGCUUAUGGUUACAAUGAUGAGUGGGUGGAGGAAGGAGAUUAUUACAACAGAGGGCGUGGGAGAGGAAGGUCACGUGGACGUGGAGGGAGAGGCCGUGGUGGCUACUAUGGAGGUGGGAGAGGCCGUGGUGGCUACGGUUAUGAUUAUGGCUAUGGCCCAAGAGGCGGGUACUAUGAAGAGCAAGAUGAAUACUAUGAUGAGCCCGAAGAAUAUGCCCCUCCCCCUGGCCGUGGGCGUGGCAGAGGAAGAAGGGGGAUGCCUUGGCGCGGGCGUGGUGGGCGUGGGCCACCGCGCGGCGGCCGAGGAGGCUACUACUAG
This is a messenger RNA of Miscanthus lutarioriparius, 927 nucleotides long. NCBI's taxonomy places the organism in Eukaryota, Viridiplantae, Streptophyta, Magnoliopsida, Poales, Poaceae. The record is from the annotation of a GenBank genome assembly.